This is a messenger RNA of Danaus chrysippus (African queen), 4038 nucleotides long. NCBI's taxonomy places the organism in Eukaryota, Metazoa, Arthropoda, Insecta, Lepidoptera, Nymphalidae. The record is from the annotation of a GenBank genome assembly.
AUGCGAGGACGCGAGAUGCGGCCGGCGUUGGGGGAGGGGUGUUCGGCAUCUGAAGGUCGUCCGCAUUCCUCGCGUCGCCGACCGCUGCUACCGCGCUUACGUAGCGCCCCCGACCGCGCCUCACUGCCCCCUCGCCCUUCGCCCCCCGGCCGACCGGUCUCACCCGCUACUGCAGGUAGCGAAAAGCCAAUUGUGUACGAAGAAAAAAAAGAGAGAAUGGAAUGCGCAGAUGGUGUAGGGAGAGUAAUAGAGGUAUCGAGAUGCGAUAUGCGCGCUCUGUGUUCGGUUCGAGGGCUGGGCGGGGAGGCCCGAGCGUUGGGAGCAGGCGCACGCCUCCUAUCCCUCCGGAUGCCCGGCCAGCCUCAGCCAUUGCACUUCGUAGUGGAAGCCAAGGCCAGGGUGAAGGAAUUGAAAAUGUUAGCCUACGCACACAUACAACUUCAAGGCAUGACCGAUACAGAACUGUUCGGUCUAGCUGUUAUGCAAAAUGGCGAAUACCUCUUCGUAGAUUUAGAAAGUAAACUUUCAAAAUACGCACCGAAAAGCUGGAGAUCGUCCCAUACUCAUGGCUUAGAUGCAAAUGGGAAACCGCUUUUGGAACUUCAUUUAGUUGUCCAGUUUCACGUGGAAAGUCCGCUUCUUCUACACGAUCAAUGCGGUCGCCAUUUAUACUUCCUACAACUUUUGGAAAAUAUUCGUACAAGAGAUGUGCUCCCUGGUGAAAUAUUAUUAUUAUUAAUUGGAUUAGCACUCCAAGCAAAAUAUGGAGACGAAGAUUUAUAUGAAAAUCAAGAUUAUUUCAAAAUAGAGGACUUCGCACCACCCUCGCUUACUGGUGAAUGGGUUGUUUCGGCUAUACGAGCCUGUCAUCGCGAACACCAUGGCCUCUCCAAAUCCGAUGCAGAAAUAAGAUUCAUUCGAGAAGUCAGUCUUCUACCAGAUACAAUAAAUUCACACAGAUAUCGAUUGAAACAGUCAAAAACGGAAUUAGAACCAGGGACGGUGUGGUUGCUUGUAACAGCUAAAGGCAUUAAAAUUUUACCAGAUAAUGGGCCCCUGUCAAAUUUCAUAUGGAGCUCUAUAGGGAAACUUAGUUUUGAUCGAAAGAAAUUUGAAAUUAGAACCGAAGAAGGAAAAAUAACGUUAUAUUCUUCUAGCGAAGAGAAAUGUAAAUAUUUGUUCGCAUUAUGUAAGGAAACGCAUCAAUUCUCUAUGAAAAUUUCAUCAAAACUAAAUGAAAUAUUAACGAAGGAAGAAGAUGAAAGAAAAGUUUGUUUUGGAUAUUCAAAGGCAUUAAACUUUCAUUACUGUCAUAAUAAAAAUGAACAAAGAAUUUCCCUUAUAUCGUCAACGAGCUCAAACACCACAUCAGGAAUCGUUAGUGACAGAGUUCAGUCGGAAGAUGAAUUAGAAAUAAUGAUUGAUACACCGCCGGCACCUUCGACGGAGAGUCUGGCAUUCGCACAUUUAUUAGACUGUUCCAAUUCUUAUUUAAUUCGGCACAUGCCUCAUGACCAGCAUUCUUUAAAGACGAGGUCCUCGUUACAACUUCCUAUGUCAAAGACCAGAAUCAAGAAAAACACAGAAGACACUGAAAAUAUAUGUAACAAUGACAUUUCAUUGGACCGAGAAAGUGGUUCAACCAGUCAAGCAGAAGAAACAAUUUCUUUGCCAGAUCGUGUUACUGACAAGUCUGACAGCAGCCCAGGUUCAAGCAAAAUAAAAUGCACCGGCUCGCAAUGUUCAUCAUCGUGCAGUACAGUUAUUUUGGCCCGCGGAGGUCUCAGUACCUUGAGUAGAGCAUCAAAUGCCAGCAGCUUAGAAUUAGGCUAUAGUCACACGGCACAAAACUCUAUGAUAAGCGAUAACAGUACAGGUGCAGUCGAUGGAGAAUAUACACAAGAUACAGCAUCAGCUUUAUAUGAUGGUCUCGGCCAACCGGUUACAGUAGCAGCAUCAAGUGAAACUAGUGGAGUGUAUACAAUGGGUAGUUCUGAAUUAACGGCAGGGUCAAAAUUGUACGCCAAUUCUGAAGGAAGCCGAACAGAGUAUAGCGAAUCAAAUUAUGACAGUUACAAAAUCAUGAAGGAAAACGACCUGGCUGAUUUUGACAGUGUCUCUUCAAUACUUAAAAAUAAAUCAAAAAGAACUGAUGCAUCACCAAAUCUUUUAAAGUCACGAUUAUCUCUUACCAAUGACUGUGUUGACGGUACAUCACAAUUUUGUAGUGAAGCACGUGACCUCAAGCAAAAUAUAUUUAGAGAGCGUACUAACUCUAACGUAAGUGCCCUUUCAUUUCAUGGUGAUGGGAGUGACCCAACGGACAAUAAACAUAAUUUGCUUAGUGCAAGUGAGUUAAGCGAUCUGAUUGUUGGCAGGGGUGUUUAUCCUAAGAAUCAAUCUGUAAGCGACACUUUCGAUUCAGUAUCGGAUUACGUGAGGUUACCACUGCCAUUUACCGGUGAUAGUUACCUGAAAGGGCACGAAGACACUGCGCCAUCUGAUGAUAACUACCCAAACUUUGAUCGCCCUCCAACUCCACCCACAAGAAUUGAUAGUCGUAAAGGACUUAAUGUAUCUCUUCCUAAUAUGCUCAAUCCAGAUGAAAAUGUUGCGAGUUUACCAAAAUUCUUUGAGAAACCGCCCCCACCAUAUGAAUAUAAACAUUUAACUUUAUCUUCUAUGGUACCCUCUAAACCACCACCUGCAUAUCCUGGCACGGUACCAACGGUCCCUUUGAAACAAAUUAAUGAUAAAGAGGAAGUUUCAGCGAGAGUGGUCACCUCAAAACCAAUGAUAACUAUAUUAAAGGCAGAAGCAGGAGACGUUAAUAUUACUGGUGAACGGACAUUUGCUAGCCCGAUGGUUUUGGAACACCGUUUUCAAAAAUCUAAACGGCACCAAGCGUCAAGUCGUCGAGCUGAGCGAUCCAAAUUGGCUCAAGGACUCAGCAAUAACCUGUCACCUUCCAGAGAACUACCCCCUAGCAUAGAUUCUAAUGUCUUGGUGGCAAUGAUGAAAUUACCACCCCCGCCGCCGCCACCUCGCCGACCAAGGCUGCCACCACCACCACCCGUUAGUCGCCUACCGCCGCCACCACCUCCCACACACAAUCCUAUCUUCCACCAACAACUAUACAGCGACGUCGACUACGUAUACUAUCCUCUUCAAGAUCCUCUAAUAUCACAGCAGAACUAUUUAGAUCAUAAACUCACGGAAUCGAGGUUGUCUAACACACACAAAAACUGUUUACAAUACAGAAGCACCCCAUUCCUUUCUAAUUCUUUAUCCAUUUCAUCUACAUAUGGAUCGGUUCAAAAUCUAUCCGAUUCAUACAUACAAAUACCUGGAGCCAGAACAAGUUGGUAUUCCAUGACCAGUAGAAAUUCAGCAAGCAGCCAUUCUAUAAAUCUAGAAAGACCACUAGUUCCCAUGACAUUGCCAGAAUCUAUAAUGUCUCGAACGAAAUCUCAUGAAAAUAUCUUCUUCGUUAAGGAUAUGCCUCGUCAAAAGACAAGAAGAAUGCCGCCUCCGCCUCCCCCACCUUAUGAACACAAAAAGAAAAUCCCAUCACAUUUAAAGGACUACAGAAGUCCCAAUUGCAGCAAAUUCAACAGUGACGUUAGUGUUAAAGGAAAAUCUGGGAAUUGCGAUCUAGAUAUUAAAACACUCCGUGAAAAAAGUAAGAAUCUGGACUUACCUCUUAUAGCUGCGUUGUGCAAUGAUCGUUCAUUGUUAAAACAAACAAAAGCAUUUGGUGUUCCAAAAUUAAACAAACAGACAAGUAGUGACUGUGAAAGUGACAGAAAAAGUGCCAAGCCUUCUCAAAACACCACCGAUAACAUAGAUCUUAAGAAUAAAUACGAUUUUAACACUAGGGGGGCAGUGACUGGGUCACAAAAGAAAACUUUAGUAAGAAAUCCUACAGACAAACUUCCAGCAUUGCCCAAUUCUGAAACUCAUACUCCUAGAGCAAUGUCUAACACAUAUGUAAUGCAUCCAAAUGUUAAACAAAAGAAAUGUCAGCCGAGUUUAUAA